AUGGGCUUCUCUUCUCUCAUCCAAGCUCAUUUGCAGGGUUGGGCGGUAUCACCGAUGGAAAGUGCGUGGUUGGAUGCAUGGCCAAGCGAUCGAGCGUAUCGUUUCUUGGGCUUAUUGUUGUCAUUGCGUAACGAAGGGCCCCCUCCGAUUGUGGCUAUCAGUCUACAGGAGAUUGAGGCCUGGGUUGAUCCCCUUGAAGCGUCAGUGGCGGUGUCAGGGUAG
Prunus armeniaca (apricot) is the source of this 222-nucleotide messenger RNA. The record is from the annotation of a GenBank genome assembly. Lineage: Eukaryota; Viridiplantae; Streptophyta; Magnoliopsida; Rosales; Rosaceae.